Messenger RNA from Canis lupus familiaris (dog), 3703 nucleotides. RefSeq names its product S1 RNA binding domain 1 (gene SRBD1). The coding region runs from base 76 to 3096 and encodes 1006 amino acids. Gene Ontology annotation, molecular function: mRNA binding; structural constituent of ribosome. NCBI's taxonomy places the organism in Eukaryota, Metazoa, Chordata, Mammalia, Carnivora, Canidae. Gene Ontology annotation, biological process: translation; nucleobase-containing compound metabolic process. The transcript has 21 exons. The record is from RefSeq and is a predicted model, not a curated record.
GCGACUCUGCGGCGAGCCUGAGCGCAGCGAGGCGGGACUUCCGGCGUUUGAAAAACUUCCGGCGGGAACCGGAAGAUGCGGUCACACACCCAGCAUCCCGGGCCUUCUGACUCGCCGGGCGGGAAGAUGUCAUCAUUGCCAAGAAGAGCAAAAGUAAAGGUCCAGGCUGUGGUAUCCAAAGAUGAAUUCUCUUCCUUGUCUGAGUUAUCAUCUGCCUCUGAAGAAGAUGACAAGGAAGAUAGUGCCUGGGAGCCCCAAAAGAAAGUCCCCAGAAGUCGUAAGCAGCCUGUUGCCAAGGAAUCCAAACCAAAGAGGGUGCCACGGGUGAAGAAGACCACCCUACAGAUCAAUGAUGGCUCAGAAGGCGUGGCUGUUAAGGAGGAGCUGAAUAACUCUGUGGCUAUUGCUGAUGUUGAUUUGGAAGACAAAAAAAUUAAAGUGGAUACCGUGAAGACUUUGAAGACAGCAAAGGCAAAACGGAAGAAUUCAGGUCAGUCACCUGCAGGUCAGAGGAUCAAAAAGCUGAAAGUUGAUGAAGAAUCCAACAGGGCCAGCACUGCAGAGACACCAUCCACAAGCACCUUGUGGGAAGGUGUGUGCAAGAAGGAAGAGAGCGAAGAUGACUUCACAUUUGGUCAGUCCCCUUUAAAGAAAAUGAAGACUGAAACAUGUCCUCAGGGGCAGCCUGUGAGGUUUCCAGCAAAUGCAAACAACAUUAAAGAGGAGGUGGAAAUGAACUGGGACAUAGUACAGGUUUUAUCUGAGAGAACUAAUAUUGAACUUUGGGUAUGUGCCAACAUUAUUCGUCUCUUUAAUGAUGAUAACACAAUUCCCUUCAUUAUACGGUAUCGAAAAGAGCUUAUUAAUAACCUUGAUGCUGAUUCCUUGAGAGAAGUUCGACAAACCCUAGAGGAGCUCCGGGCUGUUGCAAAGAAGGUUCAUAGUACAAUCCAAAAAAUUAAGAAGGAAGGGAAGAUGUCCGAGUGCUUGUUAAAAGCUUUGCUGAAUUGUAAAACUUUUGAAGAACUAGAACAUGUGUCAGCUCCAUAUAAAACUGGGAGCAAAGGCACCAAAGCCCAGAGAGCAAAGCAGUUGGGAUUAGAAGGAGCAGCCAAAACACUGCUUGAGAAUCCAGGGGAGCUCAGUCUGCUGUCUUAUAUUAGACCCAAUGUAAAAGGACUUUCAGCACUCCAGGAUAUUGAAACAGGAGUGCAGCAUAUUUUAGCAGACAUGAUUGCUAAAGACAAAGACACGCUUGACUUCAUUCGGAAAUUGUGCCAAAAUAGGUAUAUUUGUAUCCAAUCAUCUCUGGCAAAAGUGUCCUCAAAAAAAGUAAAUGAGAAAGAUGUUGAUAAGUUUCUGCUCUACCAGAAUUUUUCAUGCAACAUAAGAAACAUCCAGCAUCAUCAGAUUCUGGCAAUUAACCGUGGAGAAAAUUUGAAGAUACUGACUGUCAAAGUCAACAUUUCUGAUGGAGUGAAGAAUGAAUUCUGCAGGUGGUGCAUCCAAAACAGGUGGAGACCACGUGGCUUUGCAAGGCCAGAGUUAAUGAAGAUCUUACAUAAUUCACUCGAUGAUUCUUUUAAACGCCUUAUUUAUCCUCUUCUCUGUAGAGAGUUCAGAGCCAAACUAACAUCAGAUGCAGAGAAGGAAUCAGUGCUAAUGUUUGGACGGAACCUCCGUCAGCUCCUUUUAACAAGCCCUGUUCCAGGGCGCACCUUGAUGGGAGUGGAUCCUGGCUACAAACAUGGUUGCAAAUUGGCUAUAAUUUCUCCUACCAGUCAGAUACUGCAUACUGAUGUGGUUUACUUGCAUUGUGGACAAGGCUUCCGAGAGGCAGAGAAAAUAAAGAGACUUUUGCUGAAUUUCAACUGCAGCACGGUGGUGAUUGGAAAUGGAACUGCCUGCCGGGAAACAGAAGCUUACUUUGCUGACCUGAUAAUGAAAAAUUACUUUGCGCCACUGGAUGUUGUUUACUGUAUUGUCAGUGAAGCAGGGGCAUCAAUCUACAGUGUCAGCCCUGAAGCCAACAAGGAGAUGCCAGGGCUGGACCCUAAUUUGAGAAGUGCAGUUUCCAUAGCAAGGCGCGUACAAGACCCAUUAGCUGAGCUGGUGAAAAUCGAGCCGAAGCACAUUGGAGUUGGAAUGUACCAGCACGACGUAUCUCAGACUUUACUCAAGGCAACGCUGGACAGUGUUGUAGAGGAAUGUGUCAGCUUUGUGGGAGUGGAUAUUAACAUCUGUUCGGAAGUUUUGUUAAGGCAUAUUGCAGGACUCAAUGCCAACCGAGCCAAAAAUAUUAUUGAAUGGCGAGAGAAAAAUGGGCCCUUCAUCAACCGAGAACAGCUAAAGAAAGUGAAAGGUCUUGGUCCAAAGUCUUUCCAACAGUGUGCUGGCUUCAUCAGAAUCAACCAGGAUUAUAUUCGAACAUUUUGCAGUGGUCAGCAAACUGAAUCUGCCAGUCAAGUUCAGGAAGUUGCUGUGACAUCUUCAGCAGGUGUUGAGGUCACAAAUGAGAAGCAGGGCAAGAAGAAGAACAAAACUGCUGUGAAUGUUGUGCUGAAGCCAAAUCCUUUGGACCAAACUUGUAUUCACCCGGAAUCGUAUGACAUAGCGAUGAGGUUUUUGUCAUUCUUCAGAGGGACUCUGUGUGAGAUUGGAAAGCCUGAAAUGGAACAAAAAAUAAAUUCAUUCCUUGAAAAGGACGGAAUAGAGAAAAUUGCAGAAAGUUUGCAAACAACAGUUCACACCUUACAGGUCAUCAUAGAUGGUCUCAGCCAGCCUGAGAGCUUUGACUUUCGAACAGAUUUUGAUAAACCAGAUUUCAAGAGAAGCAUUGUCUGCUUGGAAGACCUGCAGGUUGGGACUGUUCUUACAGGCAAAGUUGAGAAUGCCACUCUGUUUGGAAUUUUUGUAGAUAUAGGAGUGGGGAGAUCAGGGCUGAUUCCCAUACGAAAUGUAACAGAAGCAAAACUUUCUAAAACAAAGAAGAGAAGGAGUCUUGGCCUAGGCCCUGGAGAAAGAGUAGAAGUCCAAGUACUCAACAUUGACAUCCCCCGAUCUAGGAUUACUCUGGACCUCAUUCGGGUGUUGUGAGUGUUGCAUUAAAGGUCAAACACCAAUUUUAUUUUUCUCAUUUCUAUAGAUGUUUAAGAAUAAGUCAGAUGUUUGUGAAUUCUAGGUAGUAGAUGAGAAAGAAUUCACUCAAUAUUUUGAGGUAUUUUUCAAACACUUUCCUUUUCCUUCUGAGUAAAUAGAAAACUAAGAGCUCAGUUACUUUUCCCCUUAAAGAAAACAGCUAAUGGACAUCCUUAUGUCAUUUUAUUUAGUAAUGGUUUUCUGACCCAAAUUUUAUUUUUUGUAGUUCAUCUUUGACUCCUUUUGCAUUUUGUAUUAUAAAGAUUCUUGUUUCAUUUCUACUUGCCAGCUUGCCUUGCUGGACUUGUAUGGAAUUGUGUUCUUGAUUUGAACUGUACAAUGUUUCUUGACAUAGUAGGGCAGGUGGUGGUUGACUCUUCCUUUUUAUAGAUUUUUUUAAUCAGGCCUUUUGGACUUGAUUCAUGAUUUUCUCUUGCCAAGGAAAUAAAAAUAUGCCUAUUAGAUAGAUCCUGAUGUGUUUGUAACCAUCAAGUGAAUGGCUCAAAACAUCGCUGAGAAGUAUAUAUAUGUAUUGAUCCCUACAAUAAAAUUCUGUGGCUAGUGA